Molecule: messenger RNA, 1461 nt
Organism: Priceomyces carsonii
Lineage: Eukaryota; Fungi; Ascomycota; Pichiomycetes; Serinales; Debaryomycetaceae
Product: glycosyltransferase family 15 protein
Exons: 1
Coding region: 1-1461 (486 amino acids)
Biological process (GO): cell wall mannoprotein biosynthetic process; protein O-linked glycosylation; protein N-linked glycosylation
Cellular component (GO): membrane; Golgi apparatus
Molecular function (GO): alpha-1,2-mannosyltransferase activity
Source: RefSeq, a predicted model, not a curated record
AUGACUGCCUAUCGAUGGCUUUUCAGACGCCUUAAUACACGAAAAUCGCUACUUUUAUUGAUUAUAUUAGUAGCGCUUGUUUGUUUUCAACAGUAUCAUCAAUAUAACUUAAUAGAAUCCGAAAAUAUCGAUCGUGUGACACCCCUUCCUCCUCUUGAUUCAAAUGACGAGCCAAAUCUAGAGAAAACGGCGGAAAAUACAGCUCAGAUUAAUCAUAAGCAGCUAGAGAAAGAACGCAUUUCCCCAAUAAAGGAUGUUAAUGUCGUUUUCAAUGAUCUACGCAGAUUUAACCAGGAAGUGAGUUUUGAAUAUAUGGAGGAGGGUAAACAAUAUCCAAUUAAAUUUAAUGACAAGGAUGUGGGAAAAGUUUUGACGGUCCAGUCUUUCAACGAAGAGACCGAACCACAGCCUGGUUAUGAAAAGGAGAAUGCUACUUUUUUUUCUUUAGUAAGAAACGAAGACUUGCGAGGGAUUUUAAAGUCAAUACAAUCUGUGGAGUAUAGAUUUAACUCAAAGUAUCACUAUGAUUGGGUUUUCGCAAAUGACAAGCCUUUUCAUCCCGGCUUCAAAGAAAUAGUUAGUAAUAUCGUCAGUGGUAAUGCUUUCUUUGAGGAGAUUCCGGUUGAGUAUUGGUCUUACCCUGAUUGGAUAGACAUGGAAGCUGCUAAUAAAACUAGAAGGAUAAUGAAAAGCAAGCAAAUAAAAUAUGGUGAUUCUGAAUCCUAUAGACAUAUGUGCCGCUUCAAUUCUGGGUUCUUUUUUCAUCUACCUCGAAUGAAAAAUUACAAAUACUAUUGGAGGGUUGAACCGGAUAUAGAAUAUCGCUGUGACAUAUUUUAUCAGGAUAUAUUUAAGCAUAUGAGGAAGAAUGGCAAAAAAUACGCCUUCACAUUAGCGCCUCUUGAGUUGCAUACCACAGUAGAAAAGUUAUGGGAUACGGUUAACAAUUUUUUUAAAUUGGAACCGAAGCUUGUGAGCGAGGAUAAUAACGUAGCCUUUUUGACAGAAGAUGAUGGGAAAACUUUUAAUAUGUGUCACUUUUGGUCUAAUUUCGAAGUUGGCGAUAUGGAUUUCUUUCGGCUGGAAUCUUAUACGAAGUUUUUUAAUUAUCUAGACCAAGAGGGUGGCUUUUACUAUUCGAGAUGGGGCGAUGCGCCAAUACAUUCGAUGGCCGUUUCUUUUAUGUUGAAAAGCAGUGAGCUUUAUUUUCUUCAAAAUUCAGGCUACUUUCACAAUCCAAAUGGAGAUUGUCCGUGGGAUCCGUCUAUUAGAAAACAAAGGAGAUGUAUUUGCCUGACCAAGAACGAAGCAACUUGGGCAAGAAAUUCAUGUAUACCGAAGUGGUUUGAAAUACAUGGCUUGGAAAAGCCCGAGUUUGCACCUCAUUUCGAGUUUGUCAAUCAGCAUAAACCGAAGGAGGAAACAGAAGAAACCAAUAAUGAUGAAAAUGAAGACGAAUGA